Messenger RNA from Rhizophagus irregularis DAOM 181602=DAOM 197198, 372 nucleotides. The record is from RefSeq and is a predicted model, not a curated record. Lineage: Eukaryota; Fungi; Glomeromycota; Glomeromycetes; Glomerales; Glomeraceae.
AUGCAGAUAAUGAAUCAAAUCAAGUUGUAUGGGAAACCUAUUCGUGUCAAUAAAGUAACUUUGGGCAAAAAGAAUUUGGACGUAAGCGCUUCAUUAUUUAUAGGGAAUUUGGAUUCUGGUAUUGGUGAAAAAAUGUUGUACGAUACGUUCAGCACUUUUGAUCCCGAUACUGGUAAUAGUAAAGGGUAUGGGUUUAUUUCAUAUGACAAUUUCGAUUCUUCAGAUGCGGCAAUUGAUGCAAUGAUGAACGGGCAAUAUCUGAUGAAUAUACCAAUUACUGUAUCAUACGCGUUCAAAAAGGAUGGUAAAGGGGAAAGACAUAGAAGUGCUGCAGGUUCGUAUUUUCUUCCGAAUCGAGUAUAUUACUUUUAA